Messenger RNA from Dufourea novaeangliae, 3565 nucleotides. RefSeq names its product forkhead box protein P2 (gene FoxP). Gene Ontology annotation, cellular component: nucleus. The record is from RefSeq and is a predicted model, not a curated record. Gene Ontology annotation, molecular function: RNA polymerase II cis-regulatory region sequence-specific DNA binding; DNA-binding transcription factor activity, RNA polymerase II-specific. Gene Ontology annotation, biological process: regulation of transcription by RNA polymerase II. The coding region runs from base 240 to 2972 and encodes 910 amino acids. Lineage: Eukaryota; Metazoa; Arthropoda; Insecta; Hymenoptera; Halictidae. The transcript has 17 exons.
CGGAGAAAGGUAGAGAGGUGGCAGAGGGACAGAGAUCUCGAGGGGGAGGGAGGGGUGAAGACGAUAGAGAGGAAGGAAAGGUACGGAAUCACGAGGACGAAGACCGUGGAAGAUAGAGGAGAGACAAGAAACGGGUCGUGUGUCUCCGUUUCGUUUCGUCCGAGAACAAUACUCUUACGAAGAGAAGGACGGAGGAACAAGCGACAGCCACGAACGAGACGUCGAGGAGGAAGCGGGACAUGCUGGAACCACGCUGGAGACCCGUCCAGGGACACAUCGGUGAGAAUCCGUUCGACAACGGUUCCUGGGGCAAGGAGCAGUUUCAACCAUCCGCGGUUCCUUGGCAGCUGAAUCCGCGCGGCCACGCUCGUCCCAGUGACGAUGGCAUAAUGGAUCAUGACACAGACGGAGACGGCGCGAUCAACUUGUCAACGUCCCAGCGUCCCUCCGCCGCCACCACCCCUAAUGGUGACACCCCCACGUACGGACAGGAUCCGCAAGACAACGACCAGGCAACUUCGCUGUUUGCAGCCCUGAAGCAGCAGCAACAGCAACCUCGCGACACUGUACCGGCGCCUUCGUCGACAAGGGACCGUGAGAAUCGAGAACGUGAACGUCUCUCGGUCCGCAACCGCGAGAACAACCGGGGCAACAACGAGAUCGGUGGCAGCGUGACAGAGCAACAGCAGCAGGAGCUAACGAUCGAGUACCAAAGCAAUGGGAAGCUCAGUCCCGCUGGGCACGCAGUGACAACAGCACCCAUGACCCAGCAAAAGCAGCCAAUCAUCACGCAGCAACCGCAACAGCCGAGUUCUGGGGCGCCUGGUCCCCAACCGAGUCCACAUCAGAGUCCGCAGGCCCCGCAGAGGGGUUCACCGCCGAAUCCGUCGCAAGGUCCUCCACCUGGAGGACCGCCAGGGGCGCCACCCUCUCAGAAUCCCGCGCAGAUGAUGCUCAGCCCGGCGAGCGGCAUCCAUCAGAUGCAGCAGCUCCUUCAGCAACAUAUUCUCAGCCCCACGCAACUGCAGUCAUUCAUGCAGCAGCACACCCUCUAUCUGCAGCAGCAACAGCAGCAGCAUCAUCAGGACUCCUCCUCGGAGCACGCGUCGAACCAGGACCGAUUCGGCUACUUUUCGUCCCUAAAAGACCAUCAACACCAGUUUGCGGAGCUCGGCAGGAAGAAGCUCGAGCAGGCGAUACAGCAACUGCAGGAACAGUUGCAGCUGAACGUAAUUCAGCAAACGCAUCUGUUGCAAACCGCGGACAAGAAAAAGGCGUCGGCACCCUUACAACAGCUGGCGCUUCAACAGCAACGCUUGAUACAGCAAUUGCAGAUCACGCAGAGCCAGUACCUUCUUCAACAGGGACUGGGUCUUCAGGGACACAAUCCUUCCUCGGGUCUACAGCCAGGCGAGGGUCUGCCAAUAUGGAAGACGGAACCACCGGAAGUCCCGGAAUCCCAUCAGAAUUCCAACGUUCCGAAAUCAGGCAGCGGACUGAACGUGUCGAGUCGACGGUCGGAGAUGAACGGCACCACGCAGCUGGACGAGAAACCGUUGGACGUGUCUUCGAACGACAAGACUCAUCCCCUAUACGGUCAUGGGGUCUGCAAGUGGCCGGGCUGUGAAGUAAUCUGUGAAGACUAUCAAGCAUUCCUUAAGCACUUAAACACGGAACACACACUGGACGACAGAUCGACGGCGCAGGCUAGGGUUCAGAUGCAGGUUGUCUCCCAGUUGGAGAUUCAGUUGCAGAAGGAACGGGAUCGGCUGACCGCCAUGAUGCAUCAUCUGCACGUGGCGAAGCAAAUGGCCUCUCCCGAACCACCAAAGUCAUCCGAGUCGUCGACCGGCUCGAGUAUACCAAAGUUAAAUCUCACCACCGCUUUGAUGAGCCAGCCACCUCCGAACUUCGGCGUGUCCCAAGUGUCCCCGGUCUCGAUGUCCGCGUUGGUCUCCGCGGUUAGGUCGCCAGCGGGUGGACAGAUGCCACCAUCGGCCGGUGGCGCUCCAAUGCCACCGAUUCCGAACAUGUCGAACAUGUCCGGUAUGCCACCGUUGCCGAACAUGCCUGGCAGCAUGCCCACGAUGCCGACAAUGCCCAGCUUAGCGGGGCCCAUCAGACGGCGUAUCAGUGACAAAUCCGCGCUCUCGUUGGCAGGAGGACUGUAUGACGAGGGCACUGUAAGGCGCAGAGUAGCCGUCGAUAGAUCUGGAAUAGAUAUUAACGAAGAGAUUCAACGAAACAGGGAGUUCUACAAGAACGCAGACGUCAGACCGCCAUUCACGUAUGCAUCAUUGAUUCGACAGUCGAUCAUCGAGUCCCCGGAGAAGCAGCUUACGCUGAACGAGAUCUACAAUUGGUUCCAGAACACCUUCUGCUACUUCCGACGCAACGCGGCCACGUGGAAGAACGCAGUGCGACACAACCUGUCUCUCCACAAAUGUUUCAUGCGAGUCGAAAACGUGAAAGGCGCCGUAUGGACGGUGGACGAAGUGGAGUUUUACAAGAGACGUCCUCAACGCGCUUGCAGCACGACCGGGGGUGUCCCGUCGAAGAGUCCAACCCUAACGCACAGCCCGACCAUGUACGGUGACGCGUUGAACGCCAAUCUCCAGGCGGCGCUCGGGGACUCCAAUAUGGGUUUUCUAAACAACACGAUGUGCACGUCGACGACGACGAGCCCCGACAAGGAGCACGUGUUAGCCCACAACGACUUAAUGUCACCGUUGGAUGAACCAGCCGUGCACAUAAAGCAAGAAGGCCAGAGCCCGGAGGGGGGUAAGCUCACGAGAUUAAUAAAACGGGAGCUGAUCGACGCGCCCGCGGAACAAGAAGGCGACGACGAUCAGGUGGACGAGAGGGAGUAUCCGGAGAGUCACGGGCACGAUUCCGGCCAGGACGAGGACAUGGCGGAGGACCUAUCGAUGGCGCCCGACAUAAUGACUCCGGAGGAUCAGAUCGAGGCGUAGUAUCGUUCCAUGAGCAUCGAAUAGGUUCGAGCUGUCGCUUCGAGGCCCGGGGUCGCGGGUGGACGAACGAUACAGAUUCCUCUUCUCCGUCGACGUGGGGUCGAGAAACCGUGGGCGUGGGAGGGGGGGGGUGGACAAAAAACGUGUAGAACGAAACGAAGUCGCAUCGAACGGAGAGGAAGACUACGCGAAAGACGAACGAUCAAUGCCCUAUAGGAUCACCACUCCACUCCUCCUUCGUAAGAGACCCACAUUACUCAUCAUAUCCGAAGCCGUAACGCUUUAGAAGCGGCUUUACAAAAGGUAAAAAAAAAAAAAAAUAAAAAGAAAGAAAGGAAGAAGAAGACUAAACGAACAGGAAGCGCCCCCGUAGACUGUGCGCGUAAUCGGUCGCGACGAAAAUGUCGACGAUAGUCGACGGUGAUUUCGGGACUGCGCGAUCCUUCGAUCCAUAUCCUUACUCAAGCAAUUGCGAACAACGAUGUAUAUUCUGUUCUCUCCUUCCGUUUCAUUUCGGAAUCGCGGUUAUAUCUAUAUACAUACACAUAAAUAUACAUAUGUAUCUCUCUCUUUCACAGACACACACACACAUA